Molecule: messenger RNA, 1219 nt
Organism: Lucilia cuprina (Australian sheep blowfly)
Lineage: Eukaryota; Metazoa; Arthropoda; Insecta; Diptera; Calliphoridae
Product: dnaJ homolog subfamily C member 10
Exons: 5
Coding region: 113-1030 (305 amino acids)
Source: RefSeq, a predicted model, not a curated record
CAUUAGUUCUUUAUUAGAGUUAGUUGUGAUUGGUUGUCAGUCGUGGGGGUUUAUAGUUGUUGUUAUUGGAAAGAUUGGCUUUGUUUUUUGUUUAUAAAAAUUUAAAUAUAAAAUGAAGAAAGUAUAUUUAAAACUUGUGUUGGUCUUAUUCAUAAGUUUAUUGGAAGCACGGACACUCAUUGAGCAAGUGGAUGAUACAGAUUUAGUACAUUUGCUUACCGGUGAAGAUAAUGUUGUCGUGUUGUUUACCAAGAACAAUUGCCCGGCUUGUGACGAACUCGAGACUGUUCUUGAAAAUGUACAGAAGGAAUUGAAAGAUGUUAUUGGAGCUGUUGUAGUCAAGGCUCAUAAUAGUCAUAUGGUAAAUCUCUACGAUCCAUCAAAAGAACCUGCUUUAAUAUACUUCCGACGUGGUAUGCCACUACUCUAUUAUGGUGAACCUAAUGCUGAAGAAAUCGUACAAAUGUUCAGUGAAAAUAGAGAACCCGUUGUUAAGGAAUUGUCCGAUGUUAAUUUCGAACAUUUAACUCAAGCGGCAACAGGUGCAACCACUGGGGAUUGGUUUGUAUUUUUUUAUUCAGCAGAUUGUGUUUUCUGUUUACGUCUUCAUGCUACCUGGGAAGCAGUUGGAGCACGUCUUAAGCAUCGCUUGAAUGUGGCUAGGAUUGAUAGAUUAGGAGCCGGUAUUGCCACUGCUAAGCGUUUCGGCAUAGUCGAAUCGCCGGAAUUUGUAUUUCUACGUCAAGGUAAAGUCUACCGUUACAAAACCAAAGAAUACAACGCUAAUAAGUUAAUUGAAUUCGUUGAAAAGGAUUAUCUUAAACAAACUAAUCCCGAAAGUGUUCCACCCGAAAACAAUGGACUGAAUUCUUUUCUUAGCGAUUCUAUUGACUCCCUAAUGAAGAGCUCUCAACUUGUUAUGUUAUCCAUGGCGGUUUUGUUAACAAUUAUUUUGGGAUGUAUUGUUAAGUGCUUAUCUUCGAAAAGAACAACAGUAGAAAAUACGAGCAAAGCUAAGAAAGCUAAAUAGUUUAAAGGUAUACUAAAUAUAUAUAUGAAGUACAUCACAAAACGGACAAACCAGUUAACUCACGUUUUUAUUAACAGAAACAUGCAAACGGUUACAUUUUUUUGAUUUUCAGUUAUAAAUAAUUGAUUUUCAGUUAUAAAUAAAAUUAAUAUAUACAUAUAGUAUAUUGUUUAAUAUGUUUUAUAGAAA